Messenger RNA from Cuscuta campestris, 788 nucleotides. NCBI's taxonomy places the organism in Eukaryota, Viridiplantae, Streptophyta, Magnoliopsida, Solanales, Convolvulaceae. The record is from the annotation of a GenBank genome assembly.
CCGCCCACAUUUGGUCUUCCUUGUAUUCUCACAAACUUUUGUUGAGAAAGAUCAAAGAGGAAGAAAUGCGUGAAAAUCCCAAGCUUACAAAUGCCUUAGAAGCUUUUAAAGACUCGUCAAGUGAAGAAUCAAGCGAGUCAAGUGAUUCAAGUGACUCAAGCUCCUCGGAAGAGUCAAAUGAUGAGGAAGAUGAAGAGAAGACAAUGAGAAUGAAGUAUACGGAUUUCCUCAAAUGGAAGAAGUAUGUGAAGAGGAAAGAAGUAUAUUCAAAGCCGAAGAAAGAGCGACAUAAGCCAAGUGGCAGCCGCCGUUACCUUCUUGGUAACAAGUGGUGCUUUCAUUGCUGCAACUCUUCUCCCUUCAUGUCUUUCGACACCAAAAAGACCAGCGACAGCCCCUUGUCGGUGACGACCGUUAUGCAAGCUAUUCAGAACCUUGGUGUGGAGUUGAACGUCACCAACAAGAAGUUAGAGGCCCUAGCCGGCAAGGUUGCUGCUGACGAUGGUCGUACGCUGUGACAGGAGGCACGGUGGAGCCCACUGUCGUCUCGUACUUUACGAUGCGGUGAAAAUUCUGAUCGGCAACAGCGGCUUCGCAUUAACCCACCGCAUUUUAAUGGGGACGAUCCGGUGGGGUGGAUUUUUUGUAUCCAACAAUACUUUGAUUAUUUCUACUCGUUGGUAUGUUCAUUGAUCAUCCGGCAUUGGAAUGGUAUCGAUAUUAUAUCACGAACCAGUGUGGUACUACGUGGCAUGACUUCCUAAUUGCAGUAAAGCAACGGUUCGAUC